AUGUCACAACCAGCAACGAAGAGUCCCGGCUCUUAUAAAGAAGUGCGAUUCUCACAACCUCUUGUCCCUGUUCGCCGUGCACGAUCCAUUGCCUCCAGCACCCCGUUAUUAGACCCAGCCCAUCAGGCCGUCCGCGCAGCCCAAAAGGCAUUGAAGGAGAAGACAUAUAGCGAAUAUGCCGUUUAUAUUAACCAAUCUCGGUCCUUGUUGGAGAGCCAGCGGCUGAAUUUUGAGCGGGAACGUCUAGUAUUUGCAGAAGAACGAAAAUUAUGGGACAUGGAACGGGCAAUGCUCAAAGCCCGCAUUGCCGAGUUAGAAUCCGCGGUGCGCAACGUCAAUACUCAAUCGCAGAAAAGCCUUUUCAGCCCAGACUAUAGCUUGCAAAGAAAAUCGGCGGGUUCUAGUGUAUAUCAACCGAUGGACCAAAAACAAGAGCAACAUCAUGUCUGGGAAGGGCCCAUACCGGGAUCUCGACGGCCAACUCGAGUGUUUCCCGCUGAAGAUGACGCGGAUGGAAAAGCAACCCUCUACAUAGCUCCUACGGAAGGAAAUGACUUUGGCCUUCGCACCUCUCUCGACGACGCUCUCUCACCCCAGCUAUUCGACCGAUCAGAAGAAAUCAGCAUGCCGGUUCCGAUCGAGAAAGUUGAUAGCCGACUGGACGGAAUCACUCUCAAAUCGACGGCGUUGCCCCUGGAUAUUGUUGCCAAGGUCAUGACGCCGCCGACCUCUCUCUCCCCGACGUCGUCUCCGCCCAAGGAUGAGUCUGAUUCGUCAAGACCAGCGACGUCCGAUGCGAAAUCGCACUCGCCCCUCAAAUUGAAGCUAGAGGACCUUGGACCGCCUCAUGAAAAUCUGAUACGGGAUGCAGGCCAUACGCCCAUGGCCAUACUUGGCACAGAAUCUCCGAACGAAGCAGAGGGGUCGGAAGAAGAGACUCCACUGGCCCCUGUGACGACAAAACAGCCAGUGGAGAAUGGAGACUCAUACUUCCCAGUCAUUGUCGAUGACGAUCCUGCUCUAAAGGGACCUCUCACAUUACUGAACAGCGAAAGUUCAGACACUAGUUUCCUCUCGCAGCUGGACCAGAAGCUCCUCGAUGAAGCCAAGAAAGCGAUCUCGGGACGAGGACGGUCUGCUAGCGAAGUAGGAGACCAGCAAGAAGAUGACGAUACUGCCGAGGGCGCGGGAGAUGAGCGAGAUCCCGAGUUAAAAUUGAAGGCUUCUACCAAUUUUGGCACUGCUUUUGGACAAUGCUAA
Talaromyces atroroseus is the source of this 1260-nucleotide messenger RNA. RefSeq lists its product as hypothetical. The transcript has a single exon. Bases 1 to 1260 code for a protein of 419 amino acids. Lineage: Eukaryota; Fungi; Ascomycota; Eurotiomycetes; Eurotiales; Trichocomaceae. The record is from RefSeq and is a predicted model, not a curated record.